AUGAAAUUCUUCGCCACAUUAGCUUUAGUUCUCUCAUGUUCCAUUGUUGCCUUGGCACAAGACAAAGCUACACAAAGAGCAAACGCAGAUAAAGCAGAAGCUUUAUUUGAAGAAUUUAAAACUUUUACGGUUGAUACCCCAUGUGAAGCAAAUGAUCAAGCUUGUAUAAAUGGUGCGUUUGCUAAAUGCUUUACCACUCUAAACGAUGCAGGUGAACCAGUAAACGUUUGGAGUCUUAACGAAUGUAAUACCGGUUUGACUUGUUGUCCACUUCCUUUGGUAAAUUCUCCAGGAGUUUCUUUGGUUUGCACAACCGAACAAGAUCGUUUGGACCGAAUUGCUCAGGCUCGUGCCUAA
Messenger RNA from Funneliformis caledonium, 357 nucleotides. The record is from the annotation of a GenBank genome assembly. Lineage: Eukaryota; Fungi; Glomeromycota; Glomeromycetes; Glomerales; Glomeraceae.